AUGUACAACGAUAACAUGCCCCGUCGCUCGACGCGUUCGUCGCUAGCAGGAUCCCCUGGUCAGGUCUCGGGAUACCAAGGAGGCUCUCCUUACGUUGAUGGAGGUAUGCCUGGGGGUAACCACGGUGGAAUGGUCCCGCAUCAGGGAUCGAACCCCUACGAGUUUGUGCCGGUGCCUCCGGGUCCUCUGCCUGUUCCAGUGAUGACUCCGACUGUCAACCCGCCCAUGUUCCCUGUCAAAAGGCCCACGCCAACCUCAAUCGCCAAGGCCAACGCUUUUGGAGUCGGCCACUUUGGCAUUGAUUUCCUCACACGUAUCACCUUUUCGCUACGAUCAGGUAUCGACUCGGAAGUCGACUGGGCUCUCACAGCACUCGUCCAAGCAACCUUCAACGCCCCUGACCAGUUCAAAUUCCGACUAAAUGAGUCUCUCAUCGCCGACCUGCUGGGCCGUGUUCUCAAGGCCCGGUUUUUGACCCACAAGGAGUCCGCCGACGGAGAACACGUCGGAGACACGGACGCAGAUGAUCGAGUGCAUCAAAGUGUGCUAGAUAUCAUGCUCAUUCUGAGAAACGCCGCUCUGGACCCCGAAAAUGCCCAGUUUCUGGCUACUAGUGACAAGGGUCUUGAGGUGGUGCUCAAAUGUUUGCAGGUCUCGCCCUCCUCCCUCACAUCCGAGGUGCUCAGCUAUGCCGUUGACAUCUGCGAGUCUAUCUCGUUCUAUGUGUCUCCUUCCUCUUACGACGACCCUCUUCUCCAGGCUGUGGCUCAUCUGUUGGAGACCUCGUCUGACCGAGCUAUCAUAAUCUCUACCACUCGAGCACUCACCCGAAUGCUGGUCCAUGAGUAUCACGCCCACCCAGAAGCAGAGACCGAGCCGAAGGAGGACGCCUUCCCUAUCAUUACUCUGUUGGCUCGACGAUGGCAUCAGAUCGUCGACAAGACUGUGCAGAUGCUGCUGGUUGAGGCUGACGAAGAGCUCAUAAUUGCUGCUCUCGAUUUCCUCUAUCAGAUCACUCGUCGAGGUGCAUUUGUCACUCGUCUGUUAGAAAACAAUUCGAACGCUGAGAUUCUGUCGACUCACCUGGCCCGUCUGUUACGGUUCGAGUUUCCCCACGAAAAGUUCAUUGACUACAUCCGACUUCCCCCACGGGCUACUCCGGGCCCUGUAAAGAAGAAUGUCCCUACGGUCGACUCGCCGGCCCCACGUCUUCCUGAGGAUGUUCUGAACAACCUUCUGACGAUGCCUGAGCCCCAUCGAGCCAAUGCAUGGAUGCGAGCUUCAUACGAGGAGACUAGCGGAGGUGAGGUGACCCAGAUUUCUCUGUGGAAGUCGUACGAGUCGCAAUUUGAGCCCUACUGUAAGGAGGGCUCUGCUCCCGGCGUGCACAGACUGCUCCCGGCCGUGGAGUUUAUCAAAAAUGUCAACGCGGCCUUCACUCGAAGUGCCGCCAUGGUUGUCAGUCUCAACGAUGGAACCAAAAAGUUCAUUAUCAAGGGUAUUCAACCCCGAAAGGAACCCGUGGACCCUGCUACCAUCGAUGCACAGAAGCGCGCGGAGUUUGAACACCGUCGAAAGAUGGAGGCCAGAUAUGCCGAGUACGAUCAGGCUCGACGAUACAGACUGGACAACAAGAGUGGAGUGUCUCCGGCCGCUAUUCUGGUCAUGACUAACAUUGCCAAGAGCGAUCUGGGCAAACUGGCACUGACUCAUGUGGUUGACAAGGUGGUGUAUGCUGGUACUGUCAACCCACACAUUGCCCAGUACAUGUUCCCCUUAUUGGGCGAGUUGGAGAAUGUGAAGCCCGAGGCAUAG
This is a messenger RNA of Yarrowia lipolytica CLIB122, 1815 nucleotides long. RefSeq lists its product as uncharacterized. Gene Ontology annotation, cellular component: RSC-type complex. Gene Ontology annotation, biological process: regulation of DNA-templated transcription. Gene Ontology annotation, molecular function: DNA binding. NCBI's taxonomy places the organism in Eukaryota, Fungi, Ascomycota, Dipodascomycetes, Dipodascales. The record is from RefSeq and is a predicted model, not a curated record.